GAGACUGCACUGACGGAAAAUACCGAUUGGCUCCAAAUAGAGUGCGAGUCCAAACGAAAAUAUUUAAGAGUGUAAAUUGUAAUUAAUGUGACAGCAUUGUAUCAUUCAGUAGGUACAUCUAGACAAAGAGGUGUGUGAAUUAGCUGGAUGUUGGAAUUACGUAUCCUGUCCUGUCGCUCGCUCAAACAGCCGUAGAAAAGGAUCCCCCUAGGAGGCUGCAGCUAGGGGUGUACAGUUACCAUCGUCCAAUUUUAGGGAUCGGGCGAGCAAAAUCAAUGCUGCACAUGACCAUCCGGCUAGUAGUUUUAUUUAUUUUAUGACUGUUAAUAUUACGUCAAUUGACUAUAUUUGAAUUAAUUUUAUUGCAAAGUCAAGAUCUUUCAUCUGCUUUAACCCUUUCUCUACCAGCACUUUUUAGACUAAAUGACAUUGACAAUACAAUCGUGAUAUACUAGUUAUCACACGUGUUAUAUUUACGAUUACUAAUAAAAUCCACCUCCUUAGCAUCACUGGCUGAACAAACAAUAUAGCUGUAUAACAGAAACUUUAUUCAAAAAUGACUUCAAGAAAAGGGCAAUUAUCAAAUAUUUUGAAAAAUAGGGAGUUUAAAUAAUUCUAUUAGAAAUAUCAACAUAUCAGAUGAUAGCAGCAUCAAAAUUCAUCAAAUGUGGACAAUGGUAAAUAAUUUUCAGAGCGAGCGAUUAUAUAAUUAUGCAAUAUGAUUAUUAUAAGCAGUUCUGUCAGAGUUUAUUACUACAUACUAUCUCCUAAGUGGCUGAGACUUUAUUGUGAAUAUGCUUGGCAAUGCUUUUGUUAACAUUCAGUAUAAGAGAGAGGAGAGUGAUAUUCAACUUGCCGGCAUACAUGAAAGAUUUGUCCAAGGCCUCGAAAUGAUUUCCAGUUUUUUGGAAUCUUAUUCUUUGAAAAGACCCCAAAAUUAUUCCGGGUUGAUUACAAAAUCUCUGGGGUUAAAAUCUGAACAUAAAUCACAAACAACAUCUAAAGCCUGGCUUAAAAUGAAAUCAUCAAUAUCCGCUAAAAGUUGCUUCUCUGUCAAAGAUAUUUUACAGACUUGAGCAAAAAUUAGGAUGCUAAUUUACGCUAGCCCUGGAAAAUUCAGCGAACACCAUUUGGCUAGUCACUUAUGUGAUUGACAACUCGACCAUGGAUGGGAUAUAUUGCAUAACCAUUUCACACUCUUGGGGCUAUGCCCGCUCAUGACGAUGGGUACGUGAUAUAUCGUAACGUGGUUUCAUGUCGUCAUGUAAAUAAACAUUCGAUAGCAGUAUUAGCUUUCAGUGAUGUUUUAGUGUCAGUUGUGAGUGGACAAGUUAUAACUUUUAGAUGAUAAAUUUCUUCAUAUUUAGGGAUCUGAGGUAUCAAUGGGGAAAAAAUUCUUACAGGCUCUCUGGAUAUUUAAAAUCUUGGUACUGAACGUCUAUCCUUAUUUUGAUGAUUUUACAUAAUUAUUCAAUGUCUGUGGGUUUAGUGCAUGUAAUACUUUGAUGUGGACUAACUUAGCAAAUAAAAUAAGUAAUAGUCAAUAAUUGAUUGCUGCAAAUUAUUAUUGAAAUCUCAAGUAAAUGAAAGAGCUCAUUGAUAUAUGCUAUUGAAGCAGAUUUCUUCUCAUUAGAUGUAGAAUUGUGUUAACCCAAUCACUGGAUUUGACGGGCAACCUGGGAUUUUGUCUGUUUUGUUGGUACUUCUGUAUUCUAGAUUUGUCAUAGACAGACUUAACAGAGACCCCUCUUCUGUGUACACUGUUUGAUGUAAUCGAUCACUAAUUGUCACAGGAAGUACGAGACUACCAGAGAUAAAUAUCAUGUUGAUGCUAUUAAUGAAGAAGAUAUUAGAAUUGGUUGUCACCAUGAUGAUGUUUUGAUAAAACCCUUCAGAAGCAGCACUUGUUCUCUGUUAAUUAAACAUAUUAGAUAAGAUCCUAAGGAAUCGCACUUUAUCAUGUUCAUUAAUAUUUUAUGUAAUAUGUGUCUAACAUCAGAUGCAGAAGAAAACAUCAACGGAAAUCAAAAUACUGCUGUCCAUAUUUUACACUUUUUUUGUUGGUGUAUUAUACCACCUUAACAGAUUUAAUGAUAAACAACUCCACCAAAUGUUGGCAUAUUGUUCAAAGAGUCUUUGGAACACAUACUGAAAUAGAGUGGGGCCAGUAGAAGAUUAUAGACUUCCAUUGUUACUUGAUCAAGAGAGCUAUUCAAGCAAAUCCAGAAUAAUAUUUAGGUGAUCUGGAUUUCAUAAUGUGCAUUUAAACUAAUGGGAAUUUGGCCAUUUCAUUCAGACUUUAAUAGUGAAAUAUUCUGAUAACUUCAUUCUUUUGGGAAGUUUUUUAAUAGAUAAAAGUCUACAAAGUAGUGUCUGAUGUAUAAGAGUAGAGCUAGAGUUUUUUUUGUCAGAUUUAAUGUGUUUCUUGUGAUCUGUUUUGAGGGGAUACAUAAUCUGAAGGUCACAAUGUAGAGUGUUAAAAGUGGUGGAGGUGAGGAAAUGUUUGACCUUGAAUGAUGUAAAUAAACAACAGGGCCUCUGGACAGCUGAUGGAUUUAACAUCCAAAUAUCAUAGUGUUGCAGAGAAUUAUCUUUUAACUGUAGCAGUUUUGGAAUUCUUUUGGGAAUAUUUUUCUCUCCACACUGAGGGGAGUGGAAACUCCAGUCUUAUCAUUACAAAUGCCAGGAUGCAGUACUAGGAGAGACUAAGGAGGGAACGAAAUGAGAGUGAAUGUGAAGGCAGGAUCCGGUGAUUAUUCCAUUCAAGACGUUAAUACUGCAUCAAAGACUGCAAAUUUUACCAUGUCAUCUGUGGACAAAAUGAAAAAAUUAUUAAGUCCGGGCACAAGAAAAAAAGGACUUGGGAAUGUGAACAAGACAUUUGGUGUGCCACUGGAGGAACUGAUGACAAAUGCAUCAUCAGGAUCAACAGUACCUUAUUUAGUCAGCAAAAUCUGUGAGCACAUCCGUGACAAAGGUUUUGACACGGAGGGAAUAUUCCGAAUUAAUGGCAGCACAAGGAUUGUGGAGAAGUACCGCACAAGCUUUGACAUGCGAGGGGAUGCAAACUUUUAUGAAGAAGAAGAUUUGAUGGCAGUUGCAAGCUUACUCAAGUUGUUUCUACGGGAAAUUCCUGGUUCAUUGAUACCAGAGAACAAAACUCAGAAGUUCAUAGCCAUUCAAGAAGAGAAUCAGAAUGACCCAGCGGGCUGUAUUUCCGGUCUGAAGGCUGAGAUCUCCCAGCUGGAGGUGUUGCGAUAUAACCUACUGAGAUAUCUGAUUCGAUUCCUGGUGGUCGUGGCUCAGUUUGAACGCUCCAACAAAAUGAGCCCCAUGUCUCUAGCCAUUGUGUUUGGACCAAACCUCUUUAGAUGUGGCCAGGGAAUUGUAGGGUUAAAAGACCAGGGGAAAAUCAAUCAGAUUGUAUACAAGUUCAUCACGCACUAUGAUGCUCUCUUCAUGGAGGAGAAUGAAAUCUCACCAUGCAAUGAAUGGAUUAAACAGAAACAGAAAGCCCCUCCUAGACCUCCCCCUCCCAAGCUUCAGGUAGAGGAGUAUAAACCUGUCCCCAAACCUAGGAACACGGUGAAAAUGGACCCCUAUGACAGUACCCCAUACCAGGACAUGGAGGAUUACGACCACAGUGAGGAAUCGUCCAGUAACACUCAGGGGCGGAGUCACAGUCCCCGCUGUAGUGAUGACGAAAUUGCCGGCAGGGCAUCACCAUUUAUCCUAGAUAGUGAUGGUGGCUACAGCAUCAUAGAAUCCCCAUUACCGUCAGCAAGAACGUCAGAGAUGGUAGAGAAUGUGAUAGCUCGAUCUAUAAAGGAGCACCUGUUUGGGGACGACAUCAGUAUGUGCGAGACUUUCGUGGAAAAGGAUCAAUGUAAAGAGAAUUUGGAGAAUGCUGUUCCAGUAAAGGAUCGUAUUAAACAAUUUGAGUUCGGGUCAGACACCUGUGAAAUGCAAAGAACAUCCAAGGUUCCUAGUUGGUCCCAGCCUGAAUUAGUACACAUGGAUAGCUCUACCUCACAGGUACUACAAAAGGUGAAUGGAUACAAACACCAGGCAGAUGCAUUGAGUUCAAAAGAAAAUGAGUUUGAGGAUUUACACACAGAUGAAGAUUUUGAAAGCGUGAGGCGAGAUUCUGGAACAUUAUCAUCACUCCAAUUCAAGAAGCCUUCUGGCCCCAGAAAUCGUCGCUCACCAAGCAGACGGUCGCGUAGCAACUCGCUUGAAGACAAAGAGGAUGUGGAGAGAGACUUCCAAUCUCAAAAUGGCAAUGCUUAUACAGAGGUGGAGACCUCUUCACUUCCUGAAACCAAACCAGUUCCAAAGGAACCGGUCCCCAAACCACGGGUGGCCUUCCUAGAACUCACAAAUCAUACUGAGAACAAGGUUUCUUCUGACAUUUCACCCAGCAAUGCCAGGAAGCCAUUUAUCCCUCUACUUGAUCUGUCUACACUUCAUGAGCAUGUUGAAAGCUCUGAUCCCAUACCAGCUGACAAAGGGCAGUCUGUCUCAUACCAGUUAGCCAAAUCCCACAUCAAUGGGGGAGACACCCCAGACGUGGUCAUCUCUCCACGGAGUAACAAGCUCAUCAAGAGGAAAUCCAGUCAGGACAAUCUGGAAGCUCCCCUCUCUCCCAGUGCUUAUCAGACCAGUCCCCCAACCAGUGUGCCAAUGAAUACUGAUGUAGCUCCCUCUCCACCAGUUAACCAAGAUCACUACAAACACAGCUCAACAAACCUAGACAAUGACAUCACAACCAGAAUUAAACAACAGAGCAAGAAACUGCAUGCACUAAAGAAGAAACUGAAGCAUUUUGAAGAUAACUUUGAAAAGGAAAAUGGAUACAAGCCAUCGCUAGCGGACAAGGCCAGCAAACCUACCAUUAAGAAGUGGAUGAACGACAUUUCCAAAGCAAAAAGAGAAAUAAAGAGACUGAAAGAGGAGGCGGAAAUUGGUAACAGAAGUCGCCAUGGCAGUGGGACAUCAUCAAGUGGAGAGCGGUUAGAACCCCCAGAACUCCCUCCAACGAUGGAGCAGACGCUGAACAUCAUCCUCCUUAAACUUGAUGAGAAGAGAAGGGAUGCUAAACGCCCUGAGGAUGUUGAUAUCAUGAACAGUGAUCAGGUCUUGGAUGAAAAGUUGGCAGUUCAGAAAGCCUUGCUUCACUUUGAAAAUCUGCAUGGGAGACCAAAAACAAGAGAUGAGAAGGAUUUGAUGAGACCUUUGUAUGACAGAUACAGAAAAAUUAAAAGACUCUUGUCCAAACCUAACUCUCCAAGAGAAAAGAAGGAGCUACAAACAGUCCCAGAGGAUGAGCCAAUAGAAUUAGAGGGAGGCAUCCACAACCCAUAUAGACCCUCAGUGCAGGUUCCUGCAUUCCAUUACGAUGACCUUGAGGAUGGCCUUGGUUCCGGUCUGGGGACAAUAGGGACAAUGGACUUUGCUGUCACCCGAGAUUUUUCUGUUCUCCGUGAUACUGUUAGGCCGGUGUCAAAAGAAGUCUCUAGAAAAGAGCAUUCCCCUAAAGCAAAGAGGAAAUUGAGUCUUCCCGAGGAGGAGGAGGAGGAGGGCGGUCAGAACCAGGAGCCAAAUCUUCAUGAAAUGUCAAUACCAGAGCUUCAGGACGAGUUGAUGAAGUCAAAAGGAGAAAAGAAGAGAAUACGCAGGACUUUACGGAACUUUGAAGAGGCUUUCUUUCAGAAAAAUGGAAGAAAGGUACAAAGAGAUGACAGAGAGCCACUGCAGACUGAGUACACAAGCUACAAGCAAGUAAAAGCCAAAUUAAAGCUGCUAGAGGCGCUAUUAUCCAAGCUACAAAAUACAGACGAAGUUUGACUCCUAUGUUGAUGGAUGACCCCUAUGUCGAUGGAUGACUCCUGUGUUCAGAGAUGGUUAAGGAAAGCAAGAUGUUCAAGUUCAUCUCAGAAAACUGUAUCUAGUCAAAAACUGCAAUGACACAGAAAUGAUGUUUAAGCAUGGCAAGGAAAUGCCCAUUUUUCUGUAAAUUUCCAUUACUUUGAUCAACUAUGGACACAUAGAGUGCUCCAGCUUCUACAUGUGGAGAGAUUCAGCAUUGCUGCCCUGAUGUUUUUCAGUUUGUGCAGUUUUAUGUGUAGUCCCUAUUUUGGACUGUGUUUGCCACAGGUUAUAUUGUUUUACAUGUUCAAUAAUGCUAAUAGCUUUAUCUGCAGUACCGUCCACUUUAUAGCCACCAUUUUAAUAUGAAACAUUAACAGAUCUAUAUUUCCUUUCAUUGAUAAUAUUUCUAGAGUGUUUUAUUCAUUUUUUUGUGAUGACCUUCAUCAUAUUCAUCAAUGGGUUAUAUGAUAUGUUACACUGUUAUAAAAUAGUGGUAGUGAGAUAGUAGGAAUUCUUGACCUCAGCACAUGUGUAUGAUCAUAAUAUUAAAAAUCAUUCAUUUGAGUAAAUGAUAGUAUGUUAAAAAAUUAGAUUACAAAUGUUUUUUGGGGGAUUUGAUAAUUAUAAAAUCCAUAAUCACAAAUCUUUCAUGAAUUUCAUUUAAGAUUUUGCUUAUGUGACAUUCCACACAUUACUUUCAUACUUUGUCAGCACAAUUUGUUAGCUGUUGGAGAAGGGAGCCAUCAGCAUGGCUGUUUUUAUGAGUGACAGUAUAGCGGCAUUUUGAAUGUGUGAUGUUUCAAGUCAUUUGUUACCUUUUCCUUGUGAAGUAGUAGUUGUGUGGUUUACAUGAAUAAUGAUCAGUACAUAUAUUGCAGACCAGUGAAUGGUUCCCAGUGAAAACAAGUGCCAAGCCACUUACAAACCUAUUUAAUGUUAUGAAAGUUAUGGAAAAAAUAUAAAUAAGGUUACACCCUGCUACAAGAAGCAUUGCAAUGGCUUGAAAUAUGCUUUUUUCAUAAAAUUUUUUUCCUCUUCAUAAAACAUUUUUUAAAUUUAGUUUCCAGUUAAAUGUCUGUUUGUGCUAUGAAUUCUCUGUGAUUUCCAGAUGUUGCGACACUGUUAUUCAAGAAGAAAGUGUCAGAUUGAAAGUGCCAUACAAAAAUAUCAAUAUUAUUCUUGAUUUUAAAGUGUACAGUCUAAUGUAUAGUAGGUAAAGCAAGUCAUUUGUCGUUUCUUUUUAAUUCAGAAAGUUGCAUAAAUAUCUUGCUAGAACCUUAAAGUUACGUUUGGGAACAGAAGCUUUUUGGGUUCUUUUACUUUUGAUUUGAAACCUGAACCACACUGUUGACAUUCCAUUUUGUAUGGCAAUACAUGGGUCUUUGUAUGGCAGUACUUUUGAUAGAGAUUUACUGAGGUCUGUGGCAGUGUUACAAUUCUGGAUUGGCUGUUGUGAAUUUUGUACAGAUCAUUAACAUGUUCUUUUGUUAAAGUUGUUAUAUAUUAAGAAAGAGUAAAACUAUUUUAAGGUUG
Messenger RNA from Ostrea edulis (European flat oyster), 7404 nucleotides. Its product is annotated as protein FAM13B-like. Gene Ontology annotation, biological process: signal transduction. Bases 2722 to 5847 code for a protein of 1041 amino acids. The transcript is spliced from 30 exons. NCBI's taxonomy places the organism in Eukaryota, Metazoa, Mollusca, Bivalvia, Ostreida, Ostreidae. The record is from RefSeq and is a predicted model, not a curated record.